AUGGGCCUGCCAGCACCCCUAUCCAUCCUUCCUCUGCAUGUGAUCGUCCGCUCCCUACUGACAUCAACAAUAUCCUCCUCGCCUAUCCUUCUUCCCCCCUCGCUAUGGCUAAUGUCUGUCCUUGCACACACCGCCAGCCCGCUGCUGAACCCAGACAAGAACCCGCUCUUACGCUUCUUCCUAAAGAAUACGUUUUACGCACAGUUCUGCGCCGGAGAAACCCCAGCCGAAGUUGGCCGAACCAUCAAGGGCCUCAAAGACAUCGGGUUCUCAGGUGUCAUACUGGGAUACGCAAAGGAGGUUGUCUUGACCGACGCUCAGAAAAAGGAACUCAGUGCAUGCAGCGAAGGCAAGAUUGCGGAAGAAUGUAUUCGCAACGAGAUUAUUCCUUGGGCCAGAGGUACCUUGGAGACAGUACAGUUGGCAGAACCUGGAGACUUUGUUGCCCUAAAAUUCACUGGUGCCGGCCGUCAAGCACUACAUUCUCUUUCAGAACGUUUACCACCCUCUGCCGCCUUGACCGACGCCAUCAACUCCAUCUGCUCUCUCGCUAUAGAGCGUGGCGUUCGCCUCUUAUUCGACGCCGAACAGGCCUCUCUGCAACCUGGUAUCGACGACUGGACCAUGGAGUACAUGCGAAAGUACAAUACCGUUCCUGGGCAAGCCCUCGUCCACGGGACGUACCAGGCAUACCUCAAGUCAACCGCAAACACUCUCUCAAGACAUAUCCGAGUCGCAAGAGAAGAAGGCUUUACAUUGGGUGUAAAACUUGUGCGCGGUGCCUACAUUGGAUCCGACCCGAGACACCUCAUCCACGAAACGAAAGCAGGCACGGACACCUGCUACGAUGGCAUUGCCGAAAGUCUUCUCAAGAAACAAUGGGGAAGUGUCUUGCAGGGUGACUUUCAAAUGCCCCCAAUCAGCUUGGUCAUUGCUUCUCACAAUGCCGAGUCCGUCAGGCGGGCUCGAGAAAUUUGUACCGAUGGGGAGGUCAGUACCGACGUAGUCUUUGCACAAUUGCAAGGCAUGGCGGACGAAGUUAGCUGCGAGCUGGUCUGUCUGACAGGUUCGGACGAUAUGCGGGGGCAGAAACGAGCGAAGUCCCAGGCCAUCGAAGCGUACAAGUAUCUCGUGUGGGGGUCGACUGGAGAAUGCAUGAAGUAUCUCUUGAGAAGGGCGCAUGAAAAUCGUGACGCAGUGCAGCGAACGCGGAGUGGACGCAAUGCGAUGUUCAAUGAAUUGGUGAGGAGGGUGAAGAGUAGUAUUGGGGUAUCCGUCUAA
Molecule: messenger RNA, 1281 nt
Organism: Colletotrichum fioriniae
Lineage: Eukaryota; Fungi; Ascomycota; Sordariomycetes; Glomerellales; Glomerellaceae
Source: RefSeq, a predicted model, not a curated record